Molecule: messenger RNA, 822 nt
Organism: Closterium sp. Naga37s-1
Lineage: Eukaryota; Viridiplantae; Streptophyta; Zygnematophyceae; Desmidiales; Closteriaceae
Source: the annotation of a GenBank genome assembly
AUGGCGUGCCCCGUUGCGCGGCCCGUAGCGCGCCUCGUGAGCACUUCCUUGCCGCAGCCCGUCGCCCACACGCUACCCGCUGCUUCUGCCCGUCGCCGACGCGCUACCCGCAACUGCAUCCCGCCGCCCGCGCGAUAUCCGCUGCUGCAGCCCGUCGUCCGUCCCGUCGCACUGCCGCCCGUCGCCAGAUCCCUGCCACCCGUACGCUCUCCGCUGCCCGUCGCCAGAUCCCCGCCCGCCCUCCUGUCGACUUCGCAACUGCUCGGGAAGGGGAGGAGGUGUGGCCCGAAGGGGUCGGCUGGGGGAGGGGGAGAGGCGGGGUUGGCGGCUCAUCCCGUGUCCUGCCUCGCUCUGCCCGUGUUGCCCCGUUCUGCCCGUGUUGCCCCGUUCAGCCCGUGUCCUGCCCCGUUCAGCCCGUGUCCUGCCCCGCUCUGCCCGUGUUGCCCCGCUCAGCCCAUGUCCUGCCCCGUUCAGCCCGUGUCCUGCCCUACUCUGCCCGUGUUGCCCCGUUCAGCCCGUGUCAAGCCCCGUUCUGCCCGUGCUACCCUGUUCUGCCCGUUUGUGCCCUACCCGUGCUGUCCGUACCCGUUCGUGCCCCACCCGUGCUGUCUGUUCUUGCUCGUGCCCCACCCGGUCUGUGCUGCCCGGUCUCGUGCUGCCCGUCACCCCCGUGCGGCCCAUCCCGUACAGCACCUAGUUGCUACCCGAACCCGCUACCCGUACCCGUGCUCCUCGCACACCGUGCACCUGCUGCGGGGCGUUCAACUACAGCCGGGCACCUGUUCCACCGCGGUGGUUCAGAUGCUGCUUGGUGGUUGCUGA